This is a messenger RNA of Paramuricea clavata, 22463 nucleotides long. The record is from the annotation of a GenBank genome assembly. NCBI's taxonomy places the organism in Eukaryota, Metazoa, Cnidaria, Anthozoa, Malacalcyonacea, Plexauridae.
UGCUUACAUGAAGUACUUACCGUUGCAUGAUUGUGCGAAGUCCUGGUAACUAAUGAUGAUUUCCCUCAUGCAGACGUGGACAUAAAUGGCUGACAAUUUCUACUUUGUAUUUGUAAAAUAACGUGAUUUUGUACCUUAAAAAGAACAUCUACGAUUGGAAACAUUAACGGAGUACCGUUUACAAAAUGGUAAGCGUUUGAUUAGAAUGAAAGCGCGAAAGAAAAUGGUAUAAUUUUCUUCGAACAAUCGAAUGGCUUUCGGUGAAAUACUGUAUCUUCGAUUGUUCGAUAAAUUCAGUUUGGGAAAUGUUAUACUUAUAACUUUGCAUCGUACUUAUAGGUUUUAGAUGUAAAUUUUAGUUGUAUUUUCUGUGCAUUAGGAUAUCUUGAAGUUAGAUUUUAUAAUACUAGAGCUUUCAAUUGAAGAAAAAAAAAUAGAAAAUUCAGAAUUUAUACUGAAAUGUAACAUAUUUAUGAUUAUGAUUAUAAAAGAAAUGUAUUACAUCAAAUUUUAAAUGUUAAAUCCAAAAAUGCAAAUUCUUUGUCUUAAGUUUGUUUAAAUUAUAUCAAGAACUUUCCCUCGUGUGUUAAGUAUUGUUUAAUCAGUUGAAGUAUGUGACCCUACAUAACAUUGCUUCAUUUGUAAAAAGGCUUUUGCCCUGGGAUAGUAUUAAAAUGCAUGAAUUAGGGUCUGUUCAUAUGAGCCCAGUUUGCCAGGAAGCUCAUUUGAGUGGGAUGAAUUAAUUCUGUUUUCAUUAAUGACUGUUUCUAUCCCGUCUAACAUCAGAACAUCCCACCUUGGUUGGGACGAAAUGAUAUGCGAACAUGGCUUCUUUUAAAUUUAUGUUCUUUUAAUUUUAGUGUUAGAUCUGCUCCCGAUUAAUCAAUCUAUCGAUUAAUCAAUUAUUUUAAAUUCCACAAUCGAUCAUGCUUAAUGGGUCAUUCCAGAAAACAUCCAUACCACCCCCACGGAGGAAAUUGGAAUUUAAGUAGGGGGGUCCCCCUUCGGAUGUCCUAAUACAUUUACUAUUAUCAGAAACAAUUUUGUCUCCCCUCCCCCUCCGAAUGGCAGAAAUUUCCUCCGUGGGGGGGAGUGUGGAUCUUUUCUGGAACGACCCAAUUUAACAGUAAUCAGAUCAUCUAUAACACCACACAGCAUGAUGCGGGAAUGUGUUACAGUAAUAGGGAUGAGCCGAUUAAUCUGCCAAGCCGAUUAAUCGGCCGAUAAUCGGCCAAUUUUUAAUAAUCGGUAAUCGGCCGAUUAUUUCUGUAUAAUCGGCCAUUUGCCGAUUAUUGACCAGUUUCUUUAUUUUCUACUAGAAAUAAAUGAAAAUCUGUGUAUUCAUUGUGUUUUUUUGCAUAUGUUUGACAAUUUUUCAUGUUAUAGAGUGGCAUGCAGCUGAUACACAAAUACGUACAAAUAAGAUCUUGCAUUUAUCUCGCCUCUUCAUCGCAAAUGCAAUUAUUAAGUACGAAAAUUAACACUUGUACAUGUAACCCCCAUGACCGGAAAACAUUGUGUGCGCACGGAAGACCAUUACAUGAGAUAAAAGAGAAUGUCAUGAAAACUUUUCAAUUUGUAUCCAGCUGUAGAAGGGAGGAAAAAUGCUUUGCUACAUUAGCUUCUCAAGUUUCAUUUUAAUGCUUAAAAGCAUUUGAGGUUCAUCAGGGCAACUAACGCCUACUAGCUGGUAAAUGUGUUAAUGGAAAUAAUCGGCUUUGGCCGAUUCGAUCACUGAAAUUGCCGAUUAGCCGAUUCGAUUAAUCGGUGGCCGAUAAUACCAAAUAAUCGGCCGAUUAAUCGGCCAAUCGGCCGAUUAUUUGGUAUUAUCGGCCACCGAUUAAUCGAAUCGGCUAAUCGGCAAUUUCAGUGAUCGGCUCAUCCCUAUACAGUAAUUUCUUUUGGACUGAUUAAAAAAAUUGCGACAAGAUUGUGAUUGAAGCAUUGAUUCAAAGCAUUGUGUGCAAUAUCAAUUUCACUCGCAGCGUGCAAAGUUUACCAUAGUCUGAUCGGGUAUUUUACCAAUGCUGUGAGAGUAUCUUUAAAGUUUGUUUUAUUAGAAGAAUUAGUAUUACCAUUUGCGUCCAACAUUGCGGCGUAUGGACAUAAACCAAUUAUUCAUAACAGUCUGAGUCUCGCAAAUUUACUUAGGAGUGUCAAAGGUAAACAACUAAAGUAAACAUCCUUAAUAUAGUCUCUGUCUUUUCAUGCAUGUCUCUUGUGUGAAGUGUAAGAGCGCGAGAAUGUGCGCUAUCUAUAAUUGUGAUACUGACUGCAAAGUUUAAUUACAAUUUACAAACCUGUCAAACCACCAUGGGCUUGUCAUAUUUAAAUUAAUUGUCAAUACGAUUAAUUGAUAUUAAUAGUAUAAUUACAUAGAAAUUUUCUGCUGCAUCCAGAGUUUUUUGGCUGGAGGUGAAAAACCCCGGAGUUUGCACAACACUACUCAAAUUAAAUUAUGAAUGAUUUUACUAAAUGACCCUCAUUGAGGGGUGGUCAUUUUACUAAAUGACCCUCAUCGAGCGGCGCCGAAGGCCAAGGGAAUUUUACUAAAUGACCCUCAUCGGGCGGGACGUUUUAAUAGCUAAUUCGCCUCUUUUUAUGCUAUAACUUAUAAAAAUACUCUGUUGGUAUGCAGGAAAUUUUUGUCUCCAGGUUGUGCUCCCAGGAAGAAAAUUCUUUUUUCCUACCCUAGCAUACAAACAGGCCCUUAAAGUUUUCCAGGGUAAAUAAAAUGACAUUAAUCAAAGAGCAUAGGAGGAGUUCAAUACUGCAGACAUUCCAACUCUCCCGAUUUUACCGGGAGUCUCUCGAAAAUUCAUGCAAUCUCCGGGUCUCCCGAUUUUUAUGAAAUUCUCCCGGUUUUUCAGAAUAUUCAGGAAAUAUCGUAAAAAAUCAUAAACAUCCUGUUUUUAGCAACAUAAUAGUCUGUCUUGACCUUUUAUGAAGUUACUUUAUGGCAAUUUAUAGGAUCACUUAUAAUAACAUACUCCCAAAAUGCAGGAAAUGCCAUUUCAGAAGACUUAAUUUGUAUUAUUUUUUCCCAGAAGAACUAGAUUUCAAUUCAUUAACAGUCUCCCUAAAUUUUACCCUCAGUAGUUGGAAUGUCUGAUACUGUGCUUACUUGAGGUUGGGUUACUUGGCAUCAAUUUUUUUGCAAUUCUUGCAUAUUGUUUUAUGUAUAAAUUGUGUAUUUAUUUAUGUAUCAAUGCAGGUACAUUGCUCGAUGAUCGAGAAAGCAGUACCGUAAUUUAUCAUAUUUUCAUCUAUCUAGUCAGCAUUUAACAGAUAUUAAUGCUUCUGUUUUCAAGCAAUAAUUAAUAUUAAUUAAUUAAAAUAAUUUAAUAAUUUAACAUUAAAAUAAUUAAUAUUAAUAAUCAAUAUUAAUUUAAUAAUCAAGCAUAAUUAAUAUUAAAAUAGUCUAAUAAUUUAACAUUAAAAUAAAUGCUUCUGUUUUCAAGCAAUCUUUCUUACUGUGUCUGCAAUAAUUAAUCAUGUUAUUUUGUUUUUAGGUUCUGCUUGCAGCUGCGAUCUGCACUAAAGCUGGAAAGGGUAUGAAGACAACAUUCCAUAUUGAUUAUGAACCUUCACCCAUUAAGUUGCAUUGUACAGAUAGUAUGCCCUACUUUAUUAUUUUACUCUGUCUAAUGCCAGAUGGAUUAACCCAAUGAGCACCAGUGCUCUCCCCUUGACGAGUAAAGUCACCCUGCCACUAGAAAGUAAAAUUACUAAAAUAAUAAAGUGGGGGGAGGCAAUGCAACUUAAUGGUUAAUAAUGUGGAAGAGUGUUCCCUUAAUGAGUAAAAUAGUUUCGACUUGUGUAAGAUGAUAGCAGCUAGCAGGAUCCGGUGUUAGCUACAGUUGUGAAUUCAGCAUUGUACAUAUGCUGUUUUCACAAUUACGUUUAGCCAGCAAUUUCACAAUUUAGAUCAGCCAAAAACAUAACCUAUUUUAUAUGUACAUAUAAAAGAGUGUUCAACUUCAAAACUUUCCUCAAGAAAAAUUGGGUACCAGAUAAGUGUUACGAGGAUGUCAUGUAACCUAAGAUACACUUUACAGUAUAUAUCUGUCUGUUUUUAGUACACAAAACAAUGUCAGGUGUCUUGUACUUCAGAAGUUUCAAUUUACAGUAGCUACACUAGACCACGAGAACGUCACUUAAGAAGCACAAUAUUCUUUAACUCCGGUCUGAAUGUCACAGGCUAACUGAAAUUCCCAAUUUUAUUAAAUUGCCGAUUUUUUUAAUCUUCUGCCAAACACCUGGAAAAAUGUCCCCUGCCACAGCCCUAAGUUGAAUGCUUUGUACUGUUUGUGAUACGUUUGGUAUGUUCCAAAAAUAUCAACUUGUCAAUAUGGGCAACCUGAGAUUUUGGCACUUCAGUUUAGUGUUGUAAAGGUCAAAUUGCUGAUAUUGUAACCCAAGCAAUAAAACAGACCCCCCCCCUCAGUAGUGGCCAGCACCCCCCUGAAGAAAACUCUGGUAUUCCGUAUUUGAGUUGUGAAUACUACUUAUUACAGUAUAUUGAAACAAUUGAUUUUCAAAUACACAAGAAAAUAUUCAACCACCAAUACAGCAGGUCGCCGUAUAACGUAGCACUUUUCUCAAUUUUCGCCCAAAAUACUGUGAAGACAAAUUUAACAAAUAAAUGUACCGGUAAUGUUCAGAAUGCAGGAAAUGGCAUUUCAGGGCUUCCAAUUUCAAACAUUUGGCGGGGGGAUGCCCCUGAACACCCGUAGUAAUGCACCCUGCCUGGAAAACCUCCAUCCCCUCUUAAAAAUCAGGCCAGAUCUGACCCUGCCCGCUUCAGCUUGUCUGGAACUCAUGAAUGUUAACACUUUGUUUUGUUGUGUUUAGCAAUCAUUUCAAGACAAUUUGUUGAAAUGAGCCGUUCCAGAGUAGAAGGCUUGCUUGGUGCAUUUCCAAAACUAAUGAACACAGGAAAACAGCAUACAUUUGUUGAAACAGAAAGUGUGCGUUAUGUUUAUCAACCAUUGGACAAACUUUACAUGUUGUUGAUCACAACUAAAGCUAGUAAUAUCUUAGAAGAUUUAGAAACAUUACGACUGUUUUCCAGAGUGGUAAGUGCCCAAAACCUUAGUACAGGUCACAUGUGUAUUGCAGAGAAAUGUCCAAUGUCCAAUGCUAUUCCUAUUGUCAUGGUUCAGUCAGAAACAGUGUCUUGUCCAGUUGUCAUGAGUGCUACAGUAUAUCUCCGUGAUCCUGCCAUUCUCUUUGUAUUGUAGAAACAAUUGUGUUUGUUGUCAAUUUUUAACAUCAGAUUAUCAGUAUGUACGUCAAUGAAGACAAUUGUAUUGCUGACAUGUUGAUUUCGUAAUUGAGGUUUUGUUGGCUUGCUUGUUGUUUUCCCAUUACCAUUAGCAACUGCAUGUGCUCCCAGACCUUUGCUGCAGUGUGACAAUUGAAUUGUAUCCUUUUGUAACGUUUUUGGCCAGGGGUGGAGUGAUUGGAUUUGAAGAAUUUAAUCCUCGAGAUUUAUUUGAUCUUCGAGAAUUUGGAUUUGGAUUUAUUCAAAACUGACCUGAUAAUAUCAACUUUUAGAUCCCAGAGUAUUGUCGUUCUGUGGAAGAAUCUGAAGUGGUGGAAAAAUCGUUUGAAUUAAUAUUUGCGUUUGAUGAAAUCGUAGCACUUGGAUACAGAGAAAAUGUCAAUCUUGCACAGAUCCGCACCUUUACAGAAAUGGACAGUCACGAAGAGAAAGUCUUCCAAGCUGUUAUUGAGGUAAAUGUUGCAAGUGUAAAUAUAUUCUGUAGAACAAUAGAAGCUUCCGAUUUAAGUGACAUCUUAAGUGCAAGCUUCUAGUUGAUGACGUUGAUCUACGACCAAUAUUAACAUGCGAUCACUCGGUGAACGAACAGCAAGAGGAUAUAGGGUAGUAGCACAUGACCUAAGCACGACAGUUCUUUGGAGGGUAUAGCUCUGUUGGAGAGGAUCCACGCUACGUUUAGCAAGGCUGCAACCACGAACUGAAGUCAAUUUGGCUGUCAAGUAGGUACUCAAGCUACCGACCAACGACUAUCCCGGCUUGGCAAAUCCCAAUAAUGCAGAGAAUUCACCUCUCCAAAGACAGAACUAUUGUCACACAAAGUGGAAACCGGAAUACAAAGACGAACAAAAAAACACACAAAUACUUACCCUUGGAAGUGACGGAACAUACAACACCAAACAAUAAAUAAUACUCCCUGACAAAGCAAAGAUAACAAUACCACAGCUGAAAAGAAUGAAAAGCUCUGCAACGCAGUACGUGACUACAAAAAAGCAGAUUAGUGUUAAAACCAAUUUGAGUAACAGGGGGAAUAAUCAUGCGGAAUAGCUGGAGGUAUGCCCGCGAGCGGGUGCGACAAGUAAGCACAACGAAAAAAUAUCCAACAGGACAACAAUUGGCGUAAUCGACGCGCACCCCCCAAAACACGAGAUGUAACAACGUAAAACGCAAUUAUUACGUAGACUACGAGAACAAAGAACAAAUUACUGAACACAAUAAGCCACCCAGGGAUGCGCCUUGAUUGUCGGCCAAAACAAUACAUUACAGUACUCCAAUUAACGAUACAGGCUCCUCUGGUCAGCAGCGACCAGGAAACGCUGAUACUACCCACACCGUUGGUUUGCAAUAAGUUGAAUAACUGAAAGCAUAGAAUGUAAAGCAACCCAUAGAAGUCAAAAUAAGCGGGCAGACACUCUCAGCAAGCGCGUUAGCACCAGCAGCACCCCCCAAGAAAACCAGUGUGGACAAGCAAUGUCCUCCCAAAAAAGGGGCUGGGUGGGUGGGUGGGUGGGGACGUUGUGAACUUGAAGGUCUGCAAGCAAUGAGCUAUACCUGUGAUCUCCACGGCUUAAAUAAUCUCGGUAAACCUGAAUAAUAACUAAUAUGAAUAUAUAAUUGAUAUAUACAUAAACAACACGCACCCAUUCGUUCUCGAAGUUAAUUAUUUUUAUUGCAUAAAUCAUUUAACAUGCGAUCACUCAGUGAACGAACAGCAAGAGCAUAUAGGGUAGUAGCACAUGACCUAAGCACGACAGUUCUUUGGAGGGGGUAGCUCUGUUGGAGAGGAUGCACGCUACGUUUAGCAAGGCUGCAAUCACAAACUGAAGUCAAUUUGACUGUCAAGUAGGUACUCAAGCUACCGACCAACGACUAUCCCGGCUUGGCAAAUCCCAAUGAUGCCGAGAAUUCACCUCUCCAACGCCAUCCUCCAGAAGGGAUUCGAGGCACGAACCCCCUCCAAAGGCGUUCCCAACCCCCAAGCGUAACCCAGACUAACCGUCCUGGAUCCCACAAAACAAUUGAAUUUGCUAGUCGGAAACCCGAUUAGCCCCCCCCCCCCCGCCGAAAUUCGGUGAGGACGAGUGGAGUAACAGCCGCCACAGGGGUAUUAACCCCUACAGGUACACGAGCUAAAGAAGUCACGGGCAAUAAGCUGCAAAACAGUAGUAUAAUAAUACAAACAAAAUUAACGUAAAUACAAACAGUACCGCUAAGUCACAUAAGUAGCACGCCAAGUACGAUAGUACCAUGUCAAUAAAGAAGCACAUAGCAACACAGCAAAUAAUAGACGGUAAUAGCAACAGACCAAAUUAAAGUUUGAAAUAAGAAAACUAAACUAUAUGUUCCCCCCAAACUGAGCCUGUAUGCGCGAAAAGAGGAGCUGGCAUUUUACAAGUCAACUGCUCGUCAGCAACAGUAGGAGACCAUCACAAGGGUAUAUAUAUAGAGAGAGAACACCUGAACCCACUGAGUGAUGUCAUGAUGGGGUCGCGAAGGAUCCGAUGGUGGGACACGACCACCCGGCCAUCAAUGGAAAGGACCGGACCGAUUUAACUAAGAGGGUUUAACUAACAAUGUUAUAUCUGGAUCGUGACUAAAACACCGCAUGAGAAAUGUACAAAUUGACCCGAAGUAAUGGCCACGACCAACUUGUGUGGUAUAGGCAAAAAACCCAGGGCCCACAACGAAAGCAUCGGACAAAAGAGGAACCUGCCCCAACAUACCUGACUCCUCCCACAAACCUGCACGUUGCAUCCCCAUAAGCUGAUUGUUAGCGGCAGCUGGCGUUGGUAAUGGCAACUCGGAGCUCUGCGUGAGGCCUAAAGCCUGCUAAUGAACGGGAUUCGGGAGCGCCUGCGGAAGGAUGAGAUUUACUAGCCCCUGCUCAGUGGUAGAAGGGAGUCAAGUGCGCACCUGCUGGUGGAUGGAGUUUAGCGGCGCCUGCUGUGGGAUGGUGUUUUAUUAUGUAAACGUGUAGCAUGCAGGAGCAGUUACAACUAUUGGCUCUCUAGCAGGAAUCGAACCUGCGACCCUGCGAUUCCGGUGCAGCACUCUGACCAACUGAGCUACAGAGAGACAGUUGUCGAGCUCUAACCACAAGUUCAUGAAUAUAUACUAAGGUGAUGCCAAUGUAUGGUGUAUGGGUAAAGAUCAGGAUUUUGGGCAUCUCACAUUCUCACUCGAUAGAACUAAUACACUGUAGUAGAUGGAAAUUUUCGAUAACAUUUAUUACACCUAACCAGGAGAAGUCGUAAUCGCAGGUUCAAUAGACCUUAUGCAUAAUGACGUCACAAGGCUUGAUGCUUGCAAGGGAUGCUGGAUUAAACAAUUCAAAAUGGCCACUAUCGAAAUUUUCCCUGGCGAUAACUACUAAGACCAGCAUUCCUCGCAAGCAUCAAGCCUUGUGACGUCAUUAUGCAGAAGGUCUAUUCCUGUCAGAGGGCCUGCACUGCAGGGUUCGAAAUAACGUUCUGAAAAGAUGUAAAAUUUUGUAGGCUGUUUUUUGUAGGUGGAAAAUUUUUGCCGGCUAUUUUCCAAGCGAAGUUUAGUUAUGUUCUGGAGAGCGCAUACGCCAAAUAAUAGUGAUGUAAACCAAUUAACACAACAUUUGUAAGAACGCAGCAAUACAUUUUAUUUGGUGUAGGAACAAUAACAAGUUCUGUCUAUAUGUACGUGUUAUUGUAAGCGAGUCAUCGGUGAAUAAAUAUUCUCGCCGAUCCCCUAUACUUUGAAAUAAAAAAUCGCCGGCAAACUCCUAAAAUCGCCGGCAGCCGGUGGCUAUUUCGAACCCUGUGCAGUAUAGUUGUAUUUUUCGCAACUGCUCCUGCUUAGGUGUAAUAAAUGUAUUUAACAAAUAGAUAAGGUUUUGCUGUUGUCUGGUCAGUUACAGAUACACAGUAUGACGUCAUAAUGUGGGAAGAACAGAAAAGUGACUCACUCGCCUCGUCGCCACUUUUUUGUUCUUCCCACAUUAUGACGUCAUACUCUGUAUCUAUAACUGAACAGACAACGGCAAAAUCUUACCUAUUUGUUUUAUAUAAUAAAAAGAAAACCUCCGAAUUAAACAGGUAAAUAGCUUACUUUUUAAUUUUUUUCCAAACAUUUGGAAAUUCGAAAAAAGUUGAAAUUUUACAAAUAUCACGGGUACACGAUCUAUACCAAUAAGGGAAUGCUAUUGGAUAAGGUUUUGCGUGACGUAAUUCGUGCGUCUGUCCUCUAAUAGACCAUGGCUCUCGACCAAUGAAAGCGCUUGAAUUCUUAACGUCCAUCUACUAAACCCUUCAACAAGUUCGUUCUACCGAGUGCCCAAAAUCCUGAAUCAAUAUCUUUUGACCAUAAUGGUCCUUGCAACUUGCAAUGCAAUUCUACUCUUGAGAGAUGUAAAAUUGCCAAAUACGAGUCUUCAUUACACUCCGCUGAUGUUUUCUCAACAUAUCGAAAAUUCUUCACUGAUAUCACUAAUUAACAUCUCUCAAGAGUAGAAUUGCGUUGCAAGAAAAGUGUAACAUGGCCUUAAAUGCCUUUACCUAAUUACUGCCCUCCAUUUCCCGUUUAGACUCAACAACGCGAAGCUAAGGAGGUAAUGAAGAGAAAGGCGAAGGAACUUCAAGCAGCUCGUUUAGCAGCAGCUAAAGGCAAACCAACCGCACGUUCAGCCAUGACAGGUUUUGGGGGAAAUGGAAAGUCGAACGACGCAGUUCUCUCUGUGGAGAUCACGCCUGCUGAAUCUGUCGCACCAAAACCAUCUAAACCAAUCAGGUUUGUGUUGCAACUGUCGCAUACGUAAAUGCAAAGUUCAGCCUUCUAAAUGACGGUUUUUAAUGUGAAUUUGUUCAGUUAUUAUUGCCGUUGGCAGCGAAAUUGGCAGGACUAUUUGUGAAAUAUAUUAUGUAAUAUGUUGUAUUGCAAUGCAUAAUAACUAUUGUACUAAACAGUAAACACCGCUAAAAAAGAAAGUUCCCCGAUAAAUAUAUCAGCAUGAAGUUCUAAACAAACGAGUCCCUGGUCAUCACACCUAGCACUAAUUAGACCAAUGGUAGUUUGCUUAAUGUAAAUAGUGGGAUCACUCGUGCUUGAAAGGAAUGACUGUUACUCCAUUGAAUACAAAAAUACACAAUUGUUAAAUUAACAAUUAGAAAGACUUUACUGAACUUGCACACAACAGUAAUGUUUAAUGAAUUAUUCAAUAAUGGGUGUAACCACCACGCUUCUCGAUCACCUCCAGGCAUCCUCAUGGUGUUGACGAGUCUGCUCACCAGCCGCUGAGGUAUAGCCAUCCAUUCCUCCUGCAACAAUUGAGCCAGUGUGCUGUAUCAUGUGAUUCGACGAUAGGCAGAGCACUUAGGGGGCAACUUUCGUUUUGUGCGGUGUUUUUUUCAUGGUAGUAAAAUACGUGCAGAUUCGAAAAAAUAAAGUAGUCAACCUUUGGCUUGAAUUUGUGCUCACUACAGUAUAUCAAAGGAAGCGUUCACAUUCAGUUAAGAUCUAGAUUUAUUGCAAAAUUUACGAAAUUCCUCUCCCGUAGUAUUCACAAACUGAAUGAGAAAGUACUGAUUUUUUUCAAAAUUACAUGGUGUGCGCAUGCUCGCAUCACAUUAAAAACUAUCAUUCAAAAGACUGUAUUGUGCGUUUAACAAAAAAAUACGAAACUGUUGAACUGACAUGCUAGCAUACGUAUAGUAUUUUCUUUCAUAUAUCAACUUAAACUGGUUUUUACUCAAUUUCAGACCCGCGGGCAGCAACAAAGCAAUGAAAUUAGGAAGUAAAGGAAAAGAUGUUGAUCACUUUGUUGAUAAAUUACGUUCAGAAGGCACAGGUACCGUACAAUACGGAAAUAACUUCGAUAUUUGUAAAAGGUCACGCUUUUUUUCCUUUGUUGGAUUGCGGAUUCUGCUUUAUAUUUCGUAUGCUCCGGUCGAGUAUAUGAGAAAUAACUUCACCUCGAUGUGGCACAACAUGGAUAAAACAUUUUCUUGCGUCUUAUUGGACAAGAGCAUAUCGUUCAGUUGUGGAAUCCCAAUCAAUAAGUGUUAAUUGUUCUUCAGUAGCACGUUGACCAGCAACUAAGCUUUUAAAAUGUUUCAUAAAUCAGACCAAGUAACUUCGGAUGUUUUAACAUCUUUGAAAUGUUCAAAAAGAUAACAUCGGAUAACAUCAGAAUGAAAAAUGUAACGUCGAAGAACUCGAGGACCAAUUAAUUGGUUCACUCUACAGAGAAAUACUGUAGGGACUUAAAUCAAGUGUAUACUAUACGUUUACCUGUAUUACUGCUUUGAUUUUUUUCCUAAAGCAGGUCUAGUCGUAUGUUUUGAAAGUCUAGCUUCUCGUAUAGGCGAGUUUCACUGUAUCUGAAUUGGGACGUGCAGUAAUUGUAUAUUGUUUCUGUUUAUGUAGACAUAGUGACGUCAUCUGGAAAGCGUACGACUGCUGUGAAACCCUCACAAACUGCUGUACCUACUUCAGGGUAAGUAAGGCAGAUGUGGUUACCAUGCGGUUACCCUUAUCGCUGAGUUAAACUUGCUACUGUAGGUCGAGCCACGAACUUGUUACGCUUGAAAACUCUGGAAAACUCUUUCACACAUAUACUGUACUUUAUGGGAGAAUCUUAAGAAACCAGUAUAUCAUUAUUAUCGUACUUAUCUGUCAUUUGAGAUCGUGAAGUGUUGUUAAAAACAGUGUUGUUCAGGGUUGUUCAGAUCUGGGCAAUGUUGAAAUAUGUUCAAAAAUUUUCCAUUGCUUCUACGCACUUUUGAGGAACAUUUGAAAAAGGCAAGUUCAGGAUCCGACGAACAUUAAACACUUCCAGUCUGAACUCCCGUAAGUAGAGUUGUGGUGAGUCCUCUCCUGUGCUUCGAGGGUUUUCUCCAAUUUCUCCGGUUUAACGUGUAUGCUUUGUAACGAACUUGCCAAACUGAAUUACCAUUUUAUGGGGUUUUGUCUUCAAUUGUACGUAAUUGGAGGAUAAACUCAUUUGAGCGGAAGAGGGAGGCACCAUAUUCAUUUGGAAACUUUUAAUGAAUCCAUCAACCUUUAGUAAUGAGGGUAACGGCACGACAGUAAAUCUGAUAAACCUGCGGCCAUCGUAACUAGAAAACUUACAAGUGAACGAAGACUAGACUAAAAUAGUAAGAAAUUUAGAAAAUAUAUUUCGCAAUUUGCAAUACUGCUUGCUUUAAAGUUUAAACCCGCCAUAUUUGGUUUAUUAGCUCACACGUGCUAAAUACUAUAUACAGUAUCAUAUUUAAUUACGGUCGAUGUAGUGUUGUAUUUUGCUUGAUGUAGAGUACAUUUGAAAAUUGAUGAAAAGAUCGUGCUAACUGCUGGCAGAGAUGGUGGUCUGCAAAAUAUGGAAGUUCGUGGCUUGAUGCUCCUCAGGAUAUCCGAAGCUGAAUAUGGUCGAAUUACUAUCGCUGUUGAUAAUGAUGAUAAGUUAGGAUUUCAAAUGCAGGUUGGUCGACGUGGUUUGGUUGCAACCCAUCCACUGAUAUGUUAGCAUUGAGGCGUACCAUCCCACACUAAACGAAAGGAAACGAAACUAAAAAACGAACUUAUAUUCGUUUCUCCGUUAGUCCAUUCUCGCCAUUAGAGAGAUCCCUUAGUGGUCUAUAGUGCUAUUAUAAGAGUAAGCCAGGCUACCCAAGGAAAACCAGUUUGAGGCAAGGUGAAAGCAAUGUCUUCCAAUAUGCGCCUUAGGCAAGAUUAUAAAGACGAAACCGCAAAUUACAAAACUCCAACUCCUGCAGGGUUAACGAAAAACUUCAAAAUAAACAUUCCAACGGCUUGUUUAUAAACUUGGGAAUACUUUCCAAGAAAAAUCUUGUCAGGAUCAAUACAAGUCUUAUUUUCUGAAGUUUUGAAAUCAAAAAACGUGUAGAAAACACACAAACUCCAACAGCUGGUUAAACAAGACGCGUGCUUAUAGGCGUUGACUCGGGGUAAUGGAACACUGCAAUCAAACGUUUGCGCAUGUGUACAUAAUUUGUGAAAGGACAAUCAAUAACAAAAUUAAGCACCUAGCGGCUAGCUGGCACUAAUGAGGAAAAUUACACACACAGUUGAUAAUUUUCUAACAAUUUAUUACGCUUUGCAAGAUCUAUUCGGCUUUAUCAGCUUUUUAAUGGUAAUUCAAUACUCUCUCAAAGGUCUGUGAAGUCGCUUUUUACACACAAACAUCAACCGUCCAACGCUAAUUUGUAAAUUCCUCUAUACGUGUUGUCGCCGAUAAAUUAAAUGCAAACCCAGAAAAUUAUGUAUACCUUAGGGAAUGGGCUAUACAUUGUCAUGUAAACACGGCUAAAAAUAUUAAAAUUAGGUAUACCCAUCUCGCCGUUCGCGCUUGGAUUGUACUUGGAUUGACUAUGACAACCCUAAUUGAAAUAUCUGUAUAAAAAAUAAACAAUAGUGCAAGUGCUACCUAUCUUUAACAGAAUAUAUGACUGCUUUACAUAUAUUUAUGGCAAUCAAAUCUUUAUUAAAAUUUGCACACUCGGUGUUUGUACUUUGUACAUCUUCGACGCCAUAUUUGCAAAGAGCGAAGACGAACAAUUGUGCGAAGAUUGGCUGCAGAUUAGACUCGGCGUACCCCGAGUAAUAACCCAGGGUAAACGCUGAUCGUUCUUUGAACAACCGGUCCCACUGAAAUUUCGCGUUCUUCAGGACGUCAGAUGUAAACCCUGAUGGAAAUAUUGGGUAUGCUUACCCGGCCGGGUAAGCAUACCCAAUAUUUCCAUCAGGGUUUACAUUUGACGUCCUGAAGAACGUGAAAUUUCAGUUCGGCAUCUCUUGUUGUUGUGGCCCGUUAGAUAUGUACGAAAGAGCCGGUCUCUUCGUUAUACCAGGCCUUAAAAUAUCUUUUCCAGGGCCGUCUGACAAAAUGUCCGGUGACGUUGAGUUUGGGUCGGACAUAUGUCCGAUGACCUUCAAUUCAGUUUUGACUUGGAAAUAAGUCUGAAUGACACAAAUGAAUAAACGGUAAAUGUUGUAAAGAUAUUAAAUAAUUUGUUUCUUUCAUACUUAUUUCCAAGCCAAAAUUAACUUGCUUGCCAGAACAGCAGUAUUAAAAAAAACUUCGACAAGCCCGUUUUCCACUUCACCAUUUCGCUCGCCGCCCCGCGCUCGACUACGUUAAAACAUUUCCAGUUCACCUUUUAUACAAUAGUACUCUGAUUUUCUAUUUAACAUACAAGCCUCUAGUCCUGGUCUAGGGUACAUUUUGAUUUACGUCGGACAAAGCUACAGUUCGGUCAGACACCAAUACACUCGGGUCGGACAAACAAUAAACCUCAGUUUCACUUUGGUCGGACAGAAUGUCCGGUGGUUUCCUCUCUACGUCGGACAAUUUCACGAAUGGGUCGGACAAUGUCCGUGACCGACCGAUAUUUUAAGGCCUGUAAGUUAUACAAGUCUCACUUUCGCCCCAUGACUUGCUGGUAUAUAUAGUUUAUAUUGAUGGAUUUCUGUGAUUAAUGCCCGUAAUCGCAGGGCCACAGGUUCGAUUCCUACCGAAUGGACUCACAUAAAUAUGUAAUAAUAACUGUUCAAUAAUAUUUUGAUGUUUUUGCCUUAGACGCAUCCAAAUGUAGACAAGAAAUUAUUCAAUCAGGACUCUGUUCUUGGCCUCAAGCAAUCUGGUAAACCAUUCCCUCUUAACGCAGACAUUGGUGUAUUAAAAUGGCGUCUGCAAACUAAGGAUGAAUCGUUGAUGCCGUUGACAAGUAAGUACUCGCAUCCAUCAUACAUUAAGAUGCCAAAUCUGAGCUACUAGAGGUUUUGCGUGGCAUGGGGACAUGGCCAGAUUUUAAGGAUAGCUGUUUCUGAGAUUCUUUGCACCACCCCUGAAAAGUUAUGCACCUCCCCUUUGUGAAGGGUUAAAUGAUAAGUGAAAAUUUGAGGAAUUUUUUAUGUGUUGCUUGGGGUCUGUACUUUGUAGGAAAGUAUUUCUGCAAAAUUGAAACAGUGAUUAUUAACGUGAUGAAGGGCAAAAUUGGAUGAGUCGUACAGUCAUAAUUCAUAAAUACACUGAUAGAUACUGUAUGUACAGCACACGCAUCCGUCACAUAGUUGACUUUAGAGGGGUAUGUUCUAGGCCCUAACAUUCCAUGGGGGCCGUUAGCUAGACUACUGGUUAGCGACAUGGGGGAGGUUGCCCCCUUCCUGGUCCUCCUCCUCUAGGUGGCUUUGUUCAAAGCUUUGUGUGCAUAUGUGUCGAGUAAGCCAUAACGGGUUCACCAUGUGUUCUUCUGUAAUGUUUAUUUAGUCAACUGCUGGCCCUCGGAGAAUGAUGGACAAUGUGAUGUGAAUAUCGAGUAUGAAUUACAACAGGAAGAAAUGGAGUUAAAAGAUGUCACCAUAACAAUUCCUGUACCGUAAGUAUAUUCCGUCACACGCUUGACUAUAUGUAGUCAUUUGACAAUCACAUUUCUCUUCAAUAACUCCCUUCAAAUUUUGCAUGGCGAUAUUUCAGUAUUUUUGCACAAGUGAAUAUAACAAAUCCUACAAGUUGAUUGGUCAAAUUUGACGUAUUAUGCUGUUAUAUUAACCUACAGGUGAAUAUAACAAAACCGAAAUUUGCGAAAUGGCGGCCAGCCGUUUUGUGGAAGUUACUGAUAAAGAAAUAAGCGAAAUUAAAAUAAAUUCAGUCCCAAAAAAAACACAAAAAAAAACAACACAAAAGACUUGUGUAAAAAUACUAAAACAAUUAUUCGCCUCAGGCUCGGUGAUUAUCGGGGAAUAUUCACCUCGACUUCGUGUCGGUGAAUAUUCCUCGAUAAUCACCGAGCCUUCGGCGAAUAAUUGUUAAUUAGCAUAUACUCGGGAGGUGGAUAGCACUUUUCGCGCAAUUUGAUUGGUUCAGCUCCGGAUAUCUUUGCACUAUUCACCUCCAGACAAAAACAAAAUGGCUUUCCGUUUCGUUCCGGUUUAUACAGACGAGAUAAACGCCUCCUACUCUAAAUUUUAUUGGGAACCAUGCACAUAUAGAAAGUAUCCUGGGUACGAGAUUGACGUGGAUCUUAUGGGUGUUUUUUCUGUACCUUACACAUAUCAUGAUACAUAUAGGCACGGUGUGGGUGCUCCAGUCGUGGGUGAAAUCGAAGGUGACUAUCAUUAUGACCACAAACAUUCAGUACUAGAAUGGCAACUUCCAGUCAUAGAUGAAUCAAAUCAAUCAGGAGCGAUGGAGUUUUCAAUAUCAGGACAUCCUGACGAUUUCUUCCCAAUUCACGUAUCAUUUGGAUCAACUAAAUCAUUCUGUGAUAUCAAGGUAAGCCUGCUGAUAUUUGAACAUACCUCAACUACGUCUGUAGCCUAUUUUAAACACCUAAAAAUAUGUGAACAAUGAAACCAGGGCUGCAAAUAGUAUCGGACCGCGUGACUAUUGGUUCCAGAAAUGUUUUUGAAAAUAUUUCCCCUAAAAAGAGAAAAAGAUUAUUGUAAAAGUUCAGAUAAAAGGAAAAAUUCAGGGAGAUUGUAACCUACAGAAAGAAUGAUACCGGCACUGUAGGCAUGAUUAUAAUUGCAUCCAUUUUAAUAGUACAACAGUGUAAAAAGAAAGUAAAAUAUUUUUCCAUCCUUGAAUGAAACCGUAGGUUCCGACUUCUAUGGUUUUGUUUCCGAGACAUGUAUUGCCAUGCUGUAUAUAAGCGAAUGCCUUAUUGUUCUAUGUAUCUUUCUUAGAUAAAAGAUGUCAAUGUAGUAGAAGACGGAAUGCCUGUGAAGUUCUCGAGCGAGAUUUUGUUUUCUGUGGAAAAAUACGAGAUAGCCUGAGAAUAUAUAUAGUCUACGUUAAAACUCCAAGACACGCCAUAUAAGCAAUCAUUUCCGAAAUCUUUAAGAAAUUUUAGCAUGUCUUGCUGUUUAUUUUGAGAGCAAGACAUGGGGCGCUGAAAAGCAAUGGUGAAUUAAUUAAACACUGGCGGACGCUAAGUGGCGGCAGUUCCCCGCACCCACGAUAUUUUUGAAAACCUUCGAAAGAUAGCUCAUUAAGUAUCAGUCUUUAACAAUAUUUUUUCAACAAGAGAGCAUGAUUUUUUGAGAUAUUUGUGCGUCACCUUUAAGCCACAGAAACACGACAAGAAUAAGCUGGAAACCAACACUCACGAAGUUGUCCGCCAUUGGAACUUACCAUUGUUUAUAGCAGUUUUACGUGUACGCGACCACCUCGCGCGCAAAAAAGUUUAUGGUAAUAGUUGCUUUUGACGUUUAGGCGUGGUCACUAAUUCGUUAGAGAGUUAAGUUCGAGUUCCAAUACCGAUAUCGAUGUCUUCACUUUCGUUCUCAUUUUGGUACAGGGAAUUUUAAAGCGUUAAGUUAUCACGACAGAUAAAGUAUUGAACACAUUACUCGUCACCGAAAAUGUGCGGUAUACUACUAAACGGCAGUUGAGCUAAAAUUCCGAAAACAUGAUUCAGGCGAUGCUAAUAAACAAAUAGUUUCGUGUUUAUCAAAAAAACUAUGAAAUCCCCGAUUUGUACGAGUUUAUCUUACAAUUCCCACGACUUCCAAACCAAGGCCGACUUCGGUAGUGGUGACUUCCAAUACACUUGUCUUCGUGCUUCUUGCUAGCAGAGCGCAUGCGCAUGACCUGUUGUUAGUAUCGGUAUUGGUAUCUACUAUCGGAAUUCGAACUUAAUACCCCUAAUAUCAGAAACGUGAACAACUGGCCAUUACGAUGAGUCAUCGCGUAUAAUUAUAAAAUUAUUGAGUCGUGAUCGCAUUGGCGAACUUGUUCAAUUGUUGACGUUUCAAAUAUUAGGGAGCUUUAGCAGCGCGCACGAGUUUCGUGGUCGUUCUCGUUUCCGUUCAAAUGUUGCUUUAGCAGUAAAGAAACAACAAAAAAUAAAGUUUCUAACUAAAUCUCAUGCAAGCUAAAAUCCCCUACAAAAUUAGCCCCUACUACGAGGAACAAUACACGAAUUAAAGUGCAAAUAAUAAGUGAGUUUAAAAACAAGCCAGAUAUUUAGUAUUAAGUAGAAUAUUUGUCAUUUGUUUCACAAUUUUAGGCUUACACUUCGCUAAAACGUUGAUUUCAAAACUUAAUUAUUUUUCAAAUAUUCAAGGAUACAUAAUCUUCCUUGAGAGCAUAAACCGUAAAGCCAUAUCCCACAGAAGUAUGUAAAAAAUUGAAGCUAUAGGAUUUCGCGAGCGACUCGAAAACAACAAUUACCAUCAAUCGUCUUUGCGUGAGGUGGUCCGCAUAUCAUGUAAAACUGCUGUGAGUUGCUUUGAACAUCGCAAUUAACAUUGUAUAGGUACACGUUGGUAAAUUUGGGAAUGUAGAUUCACUUUAUAGUAAUUUCAUUAUUUGUGUGAGAUAUACCAAUCCAAACUUCAUUGACCAUAUAUCAAGGGGGGAUACAUCCUUCUGGAAAGUACUUAGAUUUCGAGAUUGAGAUAUCGGUUUAGAGUCUUGUUACAGGUGACACAUUUACGUAAUCAUACAGUUAUACUAAAUAAUAUAAAAGACCUUCAUAUUAUAAUUAAGUCGUCGGUAACAAGAAUAGGGAUAAAGGAAUAUAUAAGGCCGACAUCUCAAUCCCGAAAACGAGGCUCUUGAGCCAAAGCUAAAUACUUUCCGGAAGGGUGUAUUUGUCAAACAUCAAACGCGAGGCUGUAAUUUAGAAAGUGGAUGCAGACCCGAAAACGGAUUCCAAUGCGUAAAAUACUAUUGUUUUGCGACAAGUAAUUUUCCAAUAUGGUCAAAUAAUGAUACCACGUAAAUUUCAUUACGUUCCAAGCUAAUGCUCAGUACACACGUGACAACGCACAACUUGCAACAAACCUGCAGCAAACAUGUACCAACGCUGUUCUAACAAAUUGCUACAUGUCUGCAAACCAAUAAGUUGUAACAAGCUUGAUGGCAACAAGUUUGCUACAAGUUGAUAAAAUAACAAGUUUGUUAAGCUUGCUACAAUCUUGAAAUCAACAAUUAAGUUUUCAAUAAGAUGGGUUUUGUACAUGUAUAGUGGAAUGGUUUAGGCGUUUACCUUCCACGUGGAUAGUCGAUUUAUCGAAGCCCCAGUCUGAAACGAGAAUGAAAGUUGGGUAAUCGUUCCAUGUUUUUGCGCACCAAUAUAGUAAACGUUAUGUAAUGGAUAUUAUAGUCUACUGAAAAGUUAACUGGAUACCUCCAUACACAUAUAUACUAACCCUAACCCCAACCUUAAACCUAACCUAACCCCUAACCUUAAUACCUAACCUAUACCUAAGGUUUCAGGUUGUUAUUACCCUUGAUUGAAGCAACCAAUUUUAAUCGCGUGAAAAAUCAGUCGCGCCGGCACGCCAAGAAAGUUGAAUGUAGUUCAACUUUCAUGGCGUGUCCGCGAGCAGUCAGGCAGCCAAAAAAAUGCACAGGUUAGACAACUAGAGAGAAAGUUGAGCAACGUUCUCUCCGCCCGCGCGGGCAAAGCGACUGCAAUGGAAAUCGGUCUUUAAGCGUUGUGCAAUGCCGUAGUUGUUGAAACUUGUACGUGAUUUGCAUCAUUUCACGGUGCAUGACUACGAUAACAGUUAAUUCGUUCGAUGUUAUUUGAGGUGUUUUAUUUGAAUUCGCGGACUAUUUUUACUUCAAGGGCUGUUUGAGAGAAACGGGAAUACUUAUAUUAAAGAGGCAAAGUAAGUGUAGUAACGUAGACUUUGCCUCAAAUACAACAAUAUAAGCAAUUAUAUUUUUGCCGUUCUAGGUUGCCAAACUCCCUAUUACCAGGGAUGGAUCCAGCAUGAUCUGGUAGGGGGGAUGGGGGUGCUCUGCCAGCUCUGGUGCGGAGUUGUGUCGGUAAUGUGUGCCGCCCACCUAUCAACUUGCUUCACUACUGCAAAGUUUUGCUUGACUACUGUAUUUGAAUUGUAAUUGUUGUUCACAGUUCACUUAUCAUGUUAUUACUGAAAUUAUAGUUGCUUUAAGAAUGCGUAGUCAUUAAUAUUCACCUGGCUAGCCGACUUGACUACUCGGCGAUAUUGUGUUCCCCAGACCUCCCCACUCUUUCAACGAAUGUAAAUAUGUCAUUGCAAUGAAAAUGAAUUCAUUGAAGGUAACACACAACUUUUUAGCAUUUAAGUUCAUUUUCAACCAUUUAUUUAUAAUGUAGUCUUUUUUUAUAUUUCUGUUCGUUGUUCGUAAUUUCAGUUCACUGCUGAAACCUAAUUAUAGUAAUUAUAAAAUUUUAAUGCUUAUAUAUACAGUAAAUAAUAAUGUAACUUCAGUAUGAUCUUUCAUUGAGAAUUUCUGAAUAUACAUAUGACACUUCUUGAUAGCCUCCUCCGCAGGCAUCGCCUUUAAAUUGGCGGGCAUAAUUUGGUUGCGGGCCAAACAAUUGACCGACUUUCCAAAGCCAACUGUCCACGAGUAGUCCAGGUGAACCACGAGAUGCCUGCGGAGGAGGCUAAGGCAUGCUCCGAUUUACCAAUAGGCUUACCGUGCAGCCUGUAGGUCCACAUUGGACGGCUCACCUUUUGGAAAGUAAUUAGAUACAAAAUUUCACCAAACAUUAGAAAUGAGGUUCAGAUCAGUUUACAUUCAUAUUGUUACAUUUCGCUGAAGAUGUUAUGCACAUUCAGCAAGUCUGUUUCUGAGAACAAAAAUGAAAAUAUUUGCAAGCAGCAGUUUCCCUGAUCCGCCUAGUAACAUUUAUCCUAUCUGUGCCGAAAAUUGGUAAAUCCGGGCGUGGUUACACUCACCAUGCGACCAGACAUUGUCCGCCAUUAUUGGUUGGCAAACUGCUCGGCAACACUACAGAGGAUGGCAAAAAGUGAAGGAGUGAAUUAGUCAAGCAAAUUGAGUUUAGAAACAAUAGUACUGUGUUAACGUCUAGUUUUCCCGUGCAGUUUGCCAUCCAAAAUGGCGGACAAGUUCUGGUCGCAUCAGUGGAAUGAUAAAGUAUAAUCGACUUCGAGACGUCACGCCCUUGCAUCGCCUCGCCCCCAAAUUGCUAGGUUCCAGUCUUUGCUGAAAUAUAAAUAGAAGGCCCAAGGUCCAAGUUGGUCAUACAGUAUACUACAAAUAAGGAUUUUUCGCAAACGUUUCACGUACUAACAAAGAGUAUUGGCAAAAGCUUCGCGAUAUUUCUUGAUUCUCCACGCGUAUACCACGGGGUUCAAUGCAAAGUUCAAACUGGCAAACGACUGUGCGUACCCAUACCCUAUGACGAAGGACUGGGUACGAACCGUAUCCAGAACUCUUCCGCCAGACAGUUCGUGGAUUAACCACAUUUGCAGGUAUAUAACAAACGGCAAUUGAGUAAUAAUCAGCACUACGACCAAUAUGACGACAACUCUAGACAUCUUGUCAUAAGGUAGCGGGUACAAAACUCGUUGACUGUAUACUGUUCGAUUUGAAUCAACUCUUGCGAUAAAUCUUCCUUUCUCGCGCUUUCUCAAUGCCGGAUAAAUCAACAAACUGUUGAAUAUAAAGAUAACGAUGGACAAUUCGACAAAACUCAAGAUCGCCAAUCGCGUUUCCAGUUUGUAAAAAUGCAUAAGAAUCCCUCCCGCUACUGAUACAACCCACAAACUGAUGAUGCUGAUAAUUGUUCUUCGGACAGUGAGAAUAUAAGACCAGCUUAGGGAAUAUAGAACAAUUACGAGUCUGUCGAUGGACAUCAUUACCAGAGUGUAGAAUGAACAUUGCAUUGUUAUCCAGUUAAAAAUGACCAUCAAAUCUUCGCACGUAGCUGUCAAUUGUAUGUUGAAUACACGUGUCAUCACCAAAAAUAGAAUAAUUACGCCGGUCAGGAAGUCCGCGAUUCCCAGGUUGAUGAUGUAGUAGGUAACGCGCAUGUGCAGAAAUGACUUUCGUUCUUUAGCCAGAACAAGAAGGAGGAAUCCAUUCAGAAGGAUGGAUAUGAACGCGAUAGAAAGACCAAUAACAUACGGCGUAAUCUCGGUGUCUUCUCGAUGUCCCUCUGUCCCAUUACUGAUGUUCGAAGUAGCCAUGUGUCCAAACAGAUAUCACACUGCUAAAAAAAUAUGAUGAUUUUUUAAAAUUCGCUAUACACACGCAAAUGAACUUACGCUUACCAGAGCACGACACUUCAAUCCCACCCAGCAACGUUUGAAAAACUCGUUAGCCCAAAUCGGGUCUUGUAAGUAAGUACCUUCUAAGCUGGCCAUCCCUUUGUUUCUGAUAUGGAUAAAUGUCGAAUUGUUAUGUAAUUAAUAUUAUUUGAGAUCCUGAAAAUGUUUGAGA